Molecule: messenger RNA, 2323 nt
Organism: Bufo bufo (common toad)
Lineage: Eukaryota; Metazoa; Chordata; Amphibia; Anura; Bufonidae
Product: oocyte zinc finger protein XlCOF7.1-like
Exons: 7
Coding region: 11-2230 (739 amino acids)
Biological process (GO): regulation of transcription by RNA polymerase II
Cellular component (GO): nucleus
Molecular function (GO): DNA-binding transcription factor activity, RNA polymerase II-specific; RNA polymerase II transcription regulatory region sequence-specific DNA binding
Source: RefSeq, a predicted model, not a curated record
CACCAACAAGAUGAUUGAGCUGCUGACUGGAGAGGUUCCUAUAAGGUGUCAGGAUGUCACCAUUUAUUUCUCCAUGGAGGAGUGGGAGUAUAUAGAAAGACACAAAGAUCUGUACAAGGACGUCAUUAUGGAGGAUCACCGACCUCUCACACCAACAGUUAAGAAAGAGAGAAGAACACCAGAGAGAUGUUCCAGUCCUCUUCUUCCACAGGAGGGUUCAGAAGAACAUCACAAUGUCCCACAGGAUGAUCAGGUAGAUGCAGAUAAGGAUGUCAUGAUGGAGGAUCAUUGGCCCCUCACAUCACUAGUUAAGGAAGAGAGAAGAACACCGGAGAUAUGUCCCAGUCCUCUUCUUCCACAGGAUGGUUCAGAAGAACAUCACAAUGUCCCACAGGAUGAUCAGCUUGUGAAUUCGGGUGAAGAUCUGAACAUUAUAUAUGUUACAGAGACACAUGAGAUGGAUGAUGAGCAGAGUAUAGAGGACAUUCCUACAGAUAACCACCCAGAUGACUGUACCAGGAGCUCUGAGGGAGAGCUCAUAUCUUCCGAUUUUAAAGCAGAAGAUGACGCUUUUACACAAGAUACAUAUGAAGAGCAUGUCAUUAUCCCAUAUAUACCCUUAGACCUUCACAGCAAAAAUGUAUCAUCUGAUCCUUUAAAACAGGUUUUGUCUUCUGAUUCAUCACAGAUGGUAACACUAAAUAAAAGUUACAGUUCUGGUGAACAUCCAACAGCUCAUACAGGGGAGAAAGCUUUUUCAUGUUCAGAAUGUGGAAACUGUUUUAAUCAUGAAUCAGAUCUUCUUAAACAUGAAAGAAGUCACACAGGGGAGAAGCCGUAUUCGUGUUCAGAAUGUGGGAAAAGUUUUGCUUUCAAAAAAACUCUUGUUACACAUCAAAAAAUUCACACCGGGGAGAAGCCAUUUUCUUGUUCACAAUGUGGAAAACGUUUUAUCCAGAAAUCAGAUCUUGUUAAACAUGAGAGAAUUCACACAGGGGUGAAGCCUUUUCCUUGUUUAAUAUGUGGCAAAUGUUUUGGUUUAAAAAAAGAUCUUAUUACCCAUGAAAGAACUCACACAGGGGAGAAGCCAUUUUCAUGUUCAGAAUGUGUUAAGUGUUUUAAUCAUAGAUCAGAUCUUGUUAAACAUGUGAAAAUUCACACAGGAGUGAAACCAUUUCCAUGUUCACAGUGUGAAAAACGUUUUAAUUAUAAAUCAGAUCUUGUUAAACAUCAAAAAAUUCACACAGGGGAGAAGCCGUUUUCAUGUUCAGAAUGUGGGAAAUGUUUUGCGUUCAAAAAAACUCUUGUUACUCAUCAAAGAACUCAUACAGGGGAGAAGCCGUAUUCGUGUUCAGAAUGUGGGAAAUGUUUUAACCAUAAAUCAAAUCUUUUUACACAUCAGAGAAUUCACACAGAUAUUAAGCCAUUUUCAUGUUUAGAAUGUGGGAAAUGUUACAGAGUUAAAUCAAAUCUUGUAAUGCAUCAGAGAAUUCACACAGGGGAAAAGCUAUAUUCAUGCCCAGAAUGUAAGAAAUGUUUUACUCGGAAAUCAAAUCUUGAUGACCACCAGAAAACUCACACAGGUGUGAAGCCUUAUUCAUGUUCAAUAUGCAGUAAGUCUUUUUCAGAUAAAUCGCAUCUUGUUCGACAUGAGAGGAGUCACAGUGGCUCAAGACCAUUUCCGUGUUCAGAAUGUGGAAAAUAUUUUAACCAGAAAUCUGAUCUUGUUAGGCAUCAAAUAACUCACACAGGGGAGAAACCAUAUCCAUGCCCAGAAUGUGGGAAAUGUUUUACGCAGAAAGCAACCCUUGUCAACCAUCAAAGAACUCACACAGGGGAGAAGCCAUUUUCAUGUACAGAAUGUGGGAAAUUUUUUAACAAGAAAUCAGCUCUUGUUACACAUCAGAGAUUACACACCGGGGAGAAACCAUUUUCAUGCCUAGCAUGUGGAAAAUGUUUUACUUGGAAAUCAAAUCUUAUUGACCAUCAAAAAACUCACACAGGGGAGAAGCCAUAUUCCUGUUCAGAAUGUGGGAAAUGUUUCUCAGAUAAAUCACAUCUCGUUAGACAUCUAAAAACUCAUACAGGGGAGAAGCCAUUUUCAUGUCCAGAAUGUGGCAAAUGUUGUUCUCAGAGAUCAGAUCUGGUUAAACAUCAAAGGAGUCACAUAGGUAGAAACAAUUUUGAUGUCCCAGAUGCGGAAAGUGUUUUAACCGAAAGUCAGCUCUAAUUGAACAUCAAUGAUCUGAAAGAAAAAAACAUUUUCUUUUUUUAUUAAUGUGGGAUGUGGAAAUGUUUUAGCCCACAAAGGGGCUUUUCAUCA